CAUUUGUCAUCGAGCAACGCAUUAACUGGUUUGUCGUCAACUGUCGAUUGUUUAGUCUUAGUAAAGGUUUGUUUUGUCAUUUCGUAUUGUUAUGCAUGUCUUUUGUAUUUAAUCCAAUCCAUGCAUUGUCAAACAUAAGCAUCCAAAUAUUUUUGCAAUGAGUCAGCAUCCUUGUUCAUAAAUUCAACACUUGUGAUAUUAAUUCAUCAUUAGCAGUAUCUUCAUUUUUGUGAAUAGUGUUACCGGCAUAUUUUGGACGCUUCGCUUUCAGUUAAAACAUCCAUCAUGGAUAAUUUUUCAGAUGAAAAACUAAACAAUCUAAAUUCAUCUAAAGUUGCUGAAAAAGUAAUUAACGUAGAUGAAAAUAUGUCAAAGAAUCCAGAAGAAUCGGUUAAUUUGCAGAGUAGUAGCACAAAACAAUCACCAGAUAAAGUAAUAUUACAAAGUACCCAGAUAGAGGCUGAACGUGUACCACAUUCUCAUUUAAUUGAAUCAACUAUUCAUGAGAGAAAGAUGAUUAAGAAAUCAAGAUCUCAUAAAAAAUCUGCGCCAAACGAUUCUCAACGUGAUCAUGAAAAUACCCUUUUCGACCAAUAUGUAUCUAAAAAUGAUGAAAGUUUAAAUAUUAAUCCAGCGAAAGCUACAAAACUACCUAUUAACGAUAGCAAUAGUCAUAUCAGCAAUUUUUCUUUACCAAAAUUGCCGAGUAAUACUUCGACUCAAGGACUUGAUGAUGGACUUUUUGUUUUUGGUGAGCCAAAAGUCAAUGUUGAAACGAAACAAUUUACGUUUUCUUUAAAACCCAAAGAAGUUCAAAGAAAGCGUGUUUCGCUUGAUAAAAAACAACUUAACGAAGAUGAAUCAUUGAUUUCGCUCCUAACGUGCAUUAAUAGUUUAAACAAAAUUAUUUCUAAAGCAGAAAAAUCAAAGGUGAUCGGAAUUUUUGACAGCCCGAAAUCUAAUGACACAAAUACAAUUAAGUCCGCUUUGUUGCAACUACGUCUCGCGCCUGAUAAAGCUCCAUGGGUUGGAAAAGCUGUUUUUGUCAACAAUCAAGUUCCAGCGUCUGAGUUUAUUAUUAGAGAAAACAUUCUAUUUGGAAAUGAAUACGAUGCCCAACGUUACCAUUCAGCGAUUGCAUUGAGUUGCUUACGAGAAGACCUUAAAUUGUUAGCAGAUGGUGAUAAAACUGUAAUUGACAAGAAGCAUUUACAAUUGACGGACACACAAAAAGAAAAACUUGCUCUUGCAAGAGCGUUUUACGCUAACACGGAUAUUUAUAUCUUAGAAGACAUUUUGAAUUCGAUUGAUAAAAUUACUGGAGAAUGCAUAUUUGAAACUCUCAUUCAAGGCGCUUUAGAAGAAAAAGUCGUUAUUUUCAUCACGCACAAUCCAAUGUACCUUAGUCAGUGUGAUGAGAUAUAUGUAAUAAAAAAUGGUGAAAUAAUAGCGCACGGGGAUCAUCAAUCAUUGUUACAAACUAAUGAGCUUUAUGCAUCAAUAAUCAACGCUUCUAUUGAUAGUUUCAUUAAUAAAAAUGUAAAAAUAACAAUGAAGGAUGAAUUAAAUUCCAGCGAGAGAGAAAAAGCCGCAUCACGUACUCUACGCCUCAACAUAAAAAUAAUGAUUAUUUUUUUUACAAUUGUAUUGUCGUUACUGUACAUGCUUCAACACGUGUCAAUGGAACAGUUUUGCAGUUUUGUAGCAUCUACGAUAAUGAAAAUAGUAACAAUUUUUUAUGAUGUAUAGUAUCUCGCAUGUUAUCUUCUUGAAGUUUAAUUUUCAUUUCGCUUCUAGAAAAAUCAUAAAAGCAGCCGAUGAAAUUAUAGAUUACCAUCGAUAUUUUCAACCAAAAAAAUUCAGUUAAUUACUUUUCAUUUUAUAUUUUUAUAUCUCUGCAUACAUCAUAGUAUUUCCAGUCAUUUACUUCUAUCAUUUCAUUAAAUUAAAUUAUUUCUUCUUAUUUAUUUAAAAAA
Messenger RNA from Cotesia glomerata, 1976 nucleotides. RefSeq names its product putative ABC transporter C family member 15. Bases 286 to 1749 code for a protein of 487 amino acids. The transcript is spliced from 7 exons. Gene Ontology annotation, molecular function: ATP hydrolysis activity; ATP binding; ATPase-coupled transmembrane transporter activity. Gene Ontology annotation, biological process: transmembrane transport. Lineage: Eukaryota; Metazoa; Arthropoda; Insecta; Hymenoptera; Braconidae. Gene Ontology annotation, cellular component: membrane. The record is from RefSeq and is a predicted model, not a curated record.